Molecule: messenger RNA, 2672 nt
Organism: Lepisosteus oculatus (spotted gar)
Lineage: Eukaryota; Metazoa; Chordata; Actinopteri; Semionotiformes; Lepisosteidae
Source: RefSeq, a predicted model, not a curated record
AGUUUCUCUGGUUGGACUGGGGGCAGGAGGGGUUUACAUUUGUAUCGGGCUGGGUACCGCUUGCUUACUCGCACCUGCCUGAUGCCCGGUUAGACCUUCCAGGAUGCAAUCAAUCAACAACAAAAUCUGAGUAAAUUUUUUAUUUUCCCCCCCAAAUAAACUUCCUUACAUCUACUACAAGUAAUGAAGUAAUCGGGAAGUAUUCGUGCAGUAUCAGCACGCAGAGCGAUCGCUUUAAAGUUAAAGCAUUUUUUCCCCCGGUUCGCUCCGCUGUUUUCGUCUACGAGCUGUAUUAACUCAUGCAACCUGAAAAGACCUAAGCGUUCGUCUUUUUGUUCUUAAAUUCACGUUUAUCGAUAAGUUGACUCCUGUGCUCGUCUCCGCCCUGCUGUCAGCUCUCGGCCGAAUGGGAAGUCGUUUAAGGAAGAUAACGAGCUGAGAACGACUCGCUUUUCUUUAGGGGGCUUUGCGCGUCUGUCGGGAAAUCAUGUCCAAGACGUUUGCAGCUUUCCUGCUGACCCAGGCGGCUGUCUUCCUGGGGAGCCCGGAAAGUCGCGCUGUGACUGGGUCCGCUCCGAGGAACGGUACCGCAGCCCUCCGGCCCAACAUCGUGCUGGUGAUGGUCGACUCCUUCGAUGGCAGGCUGACCUUCGAGCCGGGGAAUAAGACCGUGUUGCUUCCCUACAUAAGCUACAUGAGGGAGCAGGGGGCUGUCUUUCUCAACUCUUACACCAACUCCCCCAUCUGCUGCCCAUCCAGAGCAGCCAUGUGGAGCGGCCGAUUCGUCCAUUUGACGGAGUCGUGGAAUAACUACAAAUGCCUUGAGGAGAACUACACGACGUGGAUGGACCUCCUCCGGAAGCGAGGAUACUACACGAAGAAGCUGGGGAAGCUGGACUACAGGUCUGGAGGGCACACAGUCAGCAAUCGCGUCGAGGCCUGGACGCGAGACGUGGACUUCCUGCUGCGGCAGGAGGGCCGGCCAGUGACCAACCUGACCGGAGACUCGCAGGUGUCUCAUCAUCUCGUCACCGUGCCCACAUGGCUGCCUUUCUCUCGGAUGCAUCAGGUGGACUUUUACUCCACCUACACCAAGAACUGCUCCAGCAAUUUCACGGAGCAGGAGCUGAAAGACAUCCGGACCUUCUACUACGCCAUGUGCGCAGAGGCGGACGCCAUGCUGGGGGAGAUCCUGCUGGCGCUCCGGGACUCCCAGCUCCUCUCCAGCACCGUGCUGCUGUUCACCUCCGACCACGGCGAGCUGGCCAUGGAGCACCGGCAGUUCUACAAGAUGAGCAUGUACGAGGGCAGCUCCCACGUUCCCUUGCUCGUCACGGGGCCCCGGGUCCGAGCCGGGCUGCAGGUCCCUCAGCCCGUCUCCCUGGUGGACAUUUACCCUACAGCUCUUGACCUGGCUGGCAUCCCUCUCCCCGGAGGUCUGAGUGGGCACUCCCUCUUACCCCUGCUGUCCCGGGACACCCCCCCAAAGGGCCGCCCACGCCCGACCUGGGUCCUGAGCGAGUUCCAUGGCUCUGAUGUCAACGCCUCUACGUACAUGCUGAGGACAGAGCAGUGGAAGUACAUCGCCUAUGCCGACGGGAUCAGCGUCCCACCCCAGCUCUUUGACCUGUCCUCCGAUGAGGAAGAGCUGCGCGACCUGGCGGCGGAGCUGCCCGGCGUCUGCGGGCGCCUGGACGGGCUGCUGCGCGCCGUGGUGGACUACCCCGCCGUGUCCCGCGCCGUGCGCCGCUACAACAGGCGCCAGUUCCUGUCCUGGAGGCGCAGCCUGGGCGCCGCCUACGCCCGCACCAUCGCCGGCCUGCGCUGGCACCGCGACUGGCAGGAGGACCCGGCCGGGUACGAGGCUGCCAUCGACCGCUGGAUCGCCGGGGCGUAGGGCAGCUCCCGGGGGGCCGUGACGAGACGCACGGGGAGGGGGGGGCGGCUGGUGCUCGCCUCGCGUCCGGCCACAGCCGUCUCCCUCACGCGUGGGGCGGCGGUCUCCUCUCACGCCAAGCCCCGAGAAAGCCCAUACGCGCCCUCCUCGCUGUCGGCCCACAGACGUUCUUGACUUUCUUUUUUUUUUUUGGUUAUGUAAAGAUCAACUUUUUUUUUUUAGUCUUUAUACGUAUUUUAUUUUCGCCGAAUCUGAAAGAUGACAUCUCGGGUUGUCUUCCAAGAUGUGGCCCGCUGUUCUCCUCAUAUAUGGGUUAUAUUGGGAGAAAUGGUAGAAAUUCCGGUAGUGAACCGUUACAGGGAUCUUCAGCACAUUGUACUGCAGUUGUCCUAAUAGAGCUUCGGCUUCAUUGCCGGGGCUGUAACUAAGGGGGAAAAGUAUGGCUGUUUUACUGCUCCACCCUCACACCGCCUCACUAGAUGUGCACCUUUAAACUUCUGCAGUGGGUUUCAGUGGAACAAAGGCUUCAGAAUCAGACUGCAAACUGUUGCCAGGCAACUAGGAAUUAACAGCGGCCAGUUUUUUGUUUUAAUUGGCUUCAUAUUUUAACACCCCUUCAGCUGCUUUUAAAAAUGUCAUGGCUUGCUACAGAGUUACCCAGUUGCCUGGCCCCUGGUGGGUUCCCAAGAUAUUGGAAAGAAGCUUUGUAUUUAUCAGUAUUGUAUGCAUCUGAAUGGGACUAAUUCUUCCGAUGCAAAUAAAAGAGUGAAUGUUC